Racocetra fulgida is the source of this 301-nucleotide messenger RNA. The record is from the annotation of a GenBank genome assembly. Lineage: Eukaryota; Fungi; Glomeromycota; Glomeromycetes; Diversisporales; Gigasporaceae.
CUUCUUUUGACUAGCAUUAAGGAUGAUAAAGAAGUGUCAAAAGAAAAAAGGAAAAAGGCCGAGCAAGCAUUGUUAGUUUAUGAAUCAACAAAUGAAUCUCGCUCUUCCGAGAUCAAAGAAUUUUGGCGAGAAAGAAAUCUUCGAAUUGUUCUUAAGGAAAAGACUGUGAGAAGUACCGAAAAAAUUAUCGACCAAAUUAAUACAGUACAAGAUGAAGCGAGCGAUGUUUUAGUUCUCGAAGAUGGUUGCUCAAACAAACGUAAACGUGGAAUGGAAAAGGUAUAUAAUAAAUCUAAUAACA